AUUGAUUUUUUGUUUCCCUUUCGUGCCGUUAAAAAAAUCAAUGAAUUCGAGAAAAGAAAAGUCGCGUCAACUCUGGGAGAAUAUAGAUUGGGACUCUGCUUUCUCAAAUAAACCUGCUGUCGUCAAUGCAACACUCAAUUCCUUAACAAAUGAGUUUGAUGUGGCAAGAAAGACCAGACCUCACUCUAAAUUUGACUACAUGUCUUCACGCACAUCCACAACUUCGAGAUCUACCUCUCAGCAAGGCUGGGGUGAAGCUCCUAAUGCUGCAAGUGUUUGGUCGUUCGAGGAAACUGAGGCUGUGCCAACUGACAAAUUCAGUUCAAAGAGUGCAACAGCUACAUUUCGCUUAAACUCUGAAGUUGAUGAUGACCCUCAAUUCAGCGAAGUGAUUGACUAUACUGCAUUUCGUCAACAGGAAGUAAUACCUGAUUUUGAUGAUAUUAUAGUAGAAGAAGACGAAAAUGAAGGUCGUAGCUUUCGUGACCCGUUACCGAACAUACCCAUCAACAAAGUGAAAUCUUCUUACGAUUCCAUUGAACAAUACCUUUACACUCACUUUGAACUAAUGAGACAAGAUUUCUUAAUACCUUUGCAAAAAGCUAUAAAAGCGUAUAAGGCUGAUUACGACCUUGUGAAAGAUAAAGAAGACAUUUCAUUGUCAAUGGAAGGAUUGUCGGCUCAAAGGCCGUAUCGUCUUUAUGAGCAUGUACAUUUAAACGCCAUUGUAUUUGGUAGUAGGCAGCCACUGUACAGAAUUAGUUUCCGUUUACCAUAUUAUGUCAGAGUGAAUUGGACACAGUCAAAAAGAUUAUUACCUGGUUCUUUGGUUUUAUUGUCAAAGGAUAAUUUUGAUCAGGAUUUAAAAAUUGCGACAGUAGUUAACAGAGAGGAUGAACCUAUGAGAGGCCCUAGUAGGUUUGAGUACAUGAUUGAUAUAUAUCUGGAAAGAGACAAUGAGCAACAACCGCUUGGGUUUGGAGAUCCUUUAUCUCUUGAAGAAACCUCCUAUGUCAUGAUCGAAGCAACUGAUGGUUACUUUGAAGCCUAUCGACAUGUGCUGAAUGUUUUCAAAAAAAUCAAACCAGGGGAUUUACCUUUUUCACAAUACCUUGUCAAUUUAUCAAACGAUGUUAUGGUUCCUCACUAUGCAGCCAGAAGACGGAUAUAUGAUAUAAAUGUGAACAAAAGAAGUCAGUAUGAACGUUGGCCUGUCGAUAUCACACAAGAAUGGCCGUUUUACAAUAUUGGCAUGGACAGGACGCAAAUGGAUGCUCUUAAAACUAUUCUGUCUCAUAAUCUCUCUAUUGUUCAAGGUCCUCCGGGAACGGGUAAGACUUUCGUGGGUACAUACGCCAUGAGAGUUCUUCUAAAUAAUUUUGAUGGCUCAAUUGGACCAAUUAUUUGUAUAUGCCAAACAAAUCAUGCUCUGGACCAAUUUUUAGAGCACAUAUUGAGUCACUGCGACGAGAUUGUAAGAGUUGGCGGAAGAUCCAAAUCAGAGCUGCUCAAAGAGCAUACCAUGUAUGAACUAAAGAAAACACACGAAAGACCUCGUGGUAUCGGUCGUUUAUAUCGAAGCAGGGAUGAAAUCACCAAACAAAUACGGGAAACGCUGGUCGAACUAUACGAAGAGCCUUGCGUGGAUAUUGACUUUGUAGCCUCUAUCAAUGCGUUGAGGCCUCGUCAGAUUGAGGCGUUGAAACGAGUUGGUGAGAGGGAAAAAGGGACGUCUGAGAUAAGGGAACAUGAAUCUUUUGACACUGUCGGUAAUGAUUCGGAUGACGAUUGGGUUAUCAGUUCUGUUGAACCGACACCUUCUAAAGUCAAACCCACAAAAUCGUUCAAAAAUAAAAGAAACAAAAAAAAUACAAUCAAUAAUGAUUGGUUAGGUGGAAAUCCCAACCAUAUAUCAGAAAACAAGCAGAAGCAAACCAAUCCAAUAGAAUACUGGUUGCGAGACGCAAUCGAAUACGUUGACAAUCAAAGAAAUAUGUCUACAAUUGCGGAACGGCUGAAACAGACCAUUUUAGAGCAGGAUAAAGGUUUGAUCUACGAUGAUAUUAUAGAUGAAAAAGAAAUAAUCGAAGAAGAAGAGUUACAAGAUGUGGUGCGAGGUUAUCAAGGAGACGAUACGGACUCGAAUGAAUAUAAGGAUGACUUUAUACAGAUUGGCAAAGCAUAUAUAAGGCAAACUGAAGUGGCUAUAGGCGAACGACCCGAAAGAAAAAUUAUCAAUUAUCAGAAAGUCAAGCCAAUGUCUAUGCUUGAAUCUGGCAACUUUAAUAUAUUCGGUAAUACUGUGAACGAAAGUGAAUUAGACGAGAGCAUCACCAACAUUUCUCUUGAACGGUGGAUGAAAGAAGAUGAUGUGUCUUUAUGGCCAUUACCUGCUCGUUUGAAGGCCCAUAAAGUCUGGAUCGAUCAAAGAAAUAUGGCUUUAGAGUUGAAACUGAACAAUUUAAUGCAGCGAUAUUUGGGAUUGUCGCAGGAAAUCCGUAAAGUUAUGGCAGCGCAUGAAGCAAAAAUAUGUCGACAACAUCGUGUUGUUGGUAUGACCAGUACUGCGGCAGCGAAGUAUCACGAUUUACUAGCCGAGAUCCGCCCUAAAGUAAUGGUCGUAGAAGAAGCCGCAGAAAUGCUUGAAUCUCAUAUUAUCUCUGCGUUGACUAAUUCCUUGGAGCAUUUAAUUCUUAUUGGUGAUCAUCAGCAGUUGAGACCGUCGACAGCAGUGCACGAAUUGGCAGAAAAUCAUCACUUAAGUGUUUCCUUAUUUGAGCGCUUAGUUAUAAACAAAUUCCCUUUCACCCGUCUUUCUCAUCAGCGGCGUAUGCGCCCUGAAAUACGUACGUUAAUCAACCCUAUAUAUAAAGAUCCACCGCUCAAAGAUCAUCCUCAAGUACUGUCGUAUCCUCCCAUUCGUGGAAUGGAUCAAUCUUUAUUCUUUUUGGCACAUAAUGAAGAAGAAACAACCAUCAGUGAAUCAGCUUCUAAGGUUAACGAGCAUGAAGCUAAAUUUACGGCUAAACUAUGUGUUUACCUGAUGCUUCAAGGUUACCAAGCAGAAGACAUAACAAUUAUUACUAUGUACUCUGGACAAAAAUCGCUCAUUAAAAGAUCUCUGCGUGACGAACGACGCCCUGAUAUUGAUCUAGACUUGAUACACGUUAGCAGUGUCGAUGGGUACCAAGGUGAAGAGAAUAAGAUCAUCAUCUUGUCACUUGUUCGCAGCAAUUCGAACGGACAGAUUGGGUUUUUGAGAACUGCAAAUCGUGUUUGUGUAGCUUUAUCUAGAGCGCAGCAUGGUUUAUAUAUUCUGGGAAAUGCACGGUUGCUCUGUGAGAGAAGCGACCUUUGGAAUGAAAUCGUCGCGAAUUUGGAGGAUCAACCAGAACAUAUGAUUGGUACAAAGCUUGUAUUAAAAUGCCAAAAGCAUCAACGGAAAACUGAAUUACAAUGGCCAGUUGAUUUCUCGGAAGUUCCGGAAGGGGGCUGCUCCGAAAUGUGUGAUGAAAUCUUGCCAUGUGGUCAUAAGUGUAAUUUGAAGUGCCAUCCGUAUGAUCAUAGUGAAUAUCGCUGUACAGUAAGAUGUGACAAAGUACUAGAAUGCAAUCACGUAUGUACUCGCCGUUGCUGUGACCCUUGUACACCAUGCCAAGCAAAAAUGAGCGUUCGACUUCUCUGUGGCCAUAUCUGGACUGAAGAGUGCUAUCAAAUUCGUAAAAUAGCAUUAUCGCCUGAAGGACACCACUGCCCCACUUGUGGAGCUUCUUUAAAGUCUAAAUAGUUACUAAUAUUACAUUAAAAUAUCAUGCACACAAUACCCGGUGUCAAAAUGUGUUUCUUUUAACGUAAUUCAGGACAAUAAGAACCUUUUUCUUAUGCAAAGCUUACUCGCAUCCUCAUUGAUGACUGUCACAUAUACAAUUUUACAGCCAUAGUAUUACGUUUAAGAAGAGGUUAAAUUCUUCUGUCUUUUUUACAACAAAUUAAAGGAUGGGAAGUAGAGCAGGACCGAAAAUAGUAGAGCUAAAGAGUCCAGUCGAGUCAUUAAAAUUUCAUUGCGUACUUAUAAAUAAUUGUAUAAUUCUUUAUCUUGACGUAAGAUAAAUGAUUUAGUUCAUCC
Mycotypha africana is the source of this 4126-nucleotide messenger RNA. Its product is annotated as RNA helicase. The record is from RefSeq and is a predicted model, not a curated record. Gene Ontology annotation, biological process: regulatory ncRNA-mediated heterochromatin formation. Gene Ontology annotation, cellular component: nucleus; nuclear RNA-directed RNA polymerase complex. NCBI's taxonomy places the organism in Eukaryota, Fungi, Mucoromycota, Mucoromycetes, Mucorales, Mycotyphaceae. Bases 41 to 3787 code for a protein of 1248 amino acids. Gene Ontology annotation, molecular function: zinc ion binding; helicase activity. The transcript has 10 exons.